Alnus glutinosa is the source of this 1017-nucleotide messenger RNA. RefSeq names its product F-box/kelch-repeat protein At3g06240-like. Gene Ontology annotation, molecular function: protein binding. Lineage: Eukaryota; Viridiplantae; Streptophyta; Magnoliopsida; Fagales; Betulaceae. The transcript is spliced from 2 exons. The record is from RefSeq and is a predicted model, not a curated record. The coding region runs from base 120 to 848 and encodes 242 amino acids.
CUUUCCCAAAACCCCUCUUUUUCCCAAAAAAAAAAAAAACCCCAACCUUGGUAAUUCAUCGUCUCUGCGUUUGUUGGGCAUCAAAUUCUUGAACCAAGCAACACAGAAAUCCGAAGUCGAUGGCCAAGGAAUUGCCUGAAGACUUGGUGACGCAGAUUCUGCUAUGGCUUCCGGUCGUCUCUCUAUUGCGAUUUAAGUGCGUCUCCAAAUCCUGUGGUGAAAUCAUACAACAAAAAGAGGUAUACAGCUUAUGUGCCGAUUCUUGGAGAAAAGUUGACGGGCCCCUGUGUUAUCUUCUUGGUUCUCAAGGUCCGAAGGCAUACAUCAAUGGGAUGACUUUUUGGGAGGCGAAGGAAUACAUCAAUGGGAUGACUUUUUGGGAGGCAAAUCAUGGUGAUGAUUUAUUUGUUUUGUCAUUUGAAAUGAGCGAUGAGGUUUUCGUAAAAACACCGCUGCCAGAUGAUAUUAGGUUGGAAUUUGCAGCUUUUUGGGGCAUUUUCGUGUUGAACGAAUCGAUUGCUAUGGUUGGUAUUGCCGGACUGAGCUUUGAUAUAUGGUUACUGCCUGAAGUUGGUGUUAAGAACUCUUGGAGUAAGCUUUUCACUAUUGGACCGCUUACAGAAAUUGGACGACCAUUAGGAUUUUGGAAGAAUGAAAUCAUCUUCUUGAAAAAAUUUGACGGGCAGACGAUCUUGUAUGACCUCUCAACCAAACAAAAGAUUAAUCUUCAAACUCGUCAUGGAGCAAUAUUCUCGUGGCAUAUGGUUAGGUGUAUGGUUAAUUACAUGGAGACCCUAGUUUCUGUCAAGGGAGGAAGAAAUGAAUUUGAAGAGCAGGAUAGUUGUUGACAAUGCUGGAGGGUCGGGUCGUCUUUCUAUGUGUUUGAAUUGCUGAGACAAUAUUUUCUGCUUAUUCUUAUUCUUGUCAAAUGAUGUCUUUCUCAAAUAUUUAUACUGUUUUGGAGCAAUAGUGAGAUAAUUUUAUGAUUGAAGUCCCCCAUAUGUUUAGUAUUUCUUA